UGAGAGCUAAAUAUCUGACAAAGUGGAUUGGUUUCUUUCAGCUUCGUGCAUCGUACUGCUAAUAAAUUUGCUGAUUGGUUGUAGUUUAUUAUGUUAUCAAGUGUCGAUGGAAUGGAUUGACCAUGGUUUCUUGUGUUGUAUUGAUUAGCUUCUUGCAAAUUCCUUUUUUGACACUUGCUCUUAAAUAGUGUGCCUUCACAUGACAGGUUGUUUUUGGAAACACUAAUGUUGUUGCGUCAUUUUAAAGAAACUUUCCAUUUCAAGUCUAGCUCAUUUCUUUGUUUAGUCUACUUAAGCUAAACUGAUGUUUAUUUCUUUACUUCUGUCCUUUUCAGGUUUAUGAAUAUUAGCUGAGCUCAUUUCUGGUUCUUUGUUAUUUAGACGUUUAUCUGUUAUUCUCUUCUUUACAAGCUGUUACAAUUCUGGUUCCUUACAUGGUGUUGUUUUUGCAGGAACUGGGGUUAAAUAUCGGAAAAUUGAUAUAUAGCAUCAUAUAUUUUGUAUUUAAAUACUCUGUGUUUUCUUAAUAAGGAUAAGGAUUUAAUCAGUGAUAAUAGAAAGGAGUGUCUGAUCGUUUUACUAAUAUUCUUGUUUAAUUCACGCAGGAAAAAACAGUUCACCAAAUAUGUGUUUCAGAACUCAAAAUUCUUAAAAUGGUGCAUGUUAUGUUCAAGAGAUGCCUACCAGCCGAAGUCGAGACCUCUUCAUCCAGGGCACACUAUGUUUUCCUCCUACAUUAUUCUACAUCAUCUCCCUAAUCUGUUAACAGAGAACCUGUGACAACUUAAUUGUUUCGGCAAAGUAGUUGAACUGAUGCGCAACUACUUACUACCUACCCAUCUUAAAGAUACUCAGGAUCUUCAGGAUAAUAGAGUUUGCUUCUGUUAAAUUGGAAGUUGUGCAAAUCAGAGAUGCGAGGCUGUGAUUUCUAUUUCUAGAUCAAUCCUCUGAGUCAUAUUCAAUGUACUCAAGAAGCUUGAAGUUUCAUCAUAACCAACAACUGUCCACAUACAAUAUGGCCUGGCACACUUGCGGGUUCAGGAACUCCCCCGCUACCCACAACUGGAUUUCAGCUGAACUCCGGCCAGAGUGUUAGCAUCCCAUGUACUCCAAAGUGGUCGGGCCGCAUUUGGGCCAGAACCGGAUGUACCUUUGGCGCAAAUGGUGUUGGCUCUUGUCAAACUGGGGAUUGUGGUGGAAAACUUGAAUGCAGUGGCGCAGGGGCCGCACCUCCUACAUCCCUCUUUGAGAUCACUCUUGGAGAUGAGAAAGACUUCUAUGAUAUAAGCAUGGUCGAUGGUUACAACCUGCCUAUGAUUGUUUUCGCUCAAGGGGUGUCCGGACCAUGCAACGCCACUGGUUGCAUUUCUGAUCUCAACAUGGGUUGUCCAAAAGAACUUCAACAGAUUGGGACAGACGGGGCUGUAAUUGGGUGCAAGAGCGCAUGUUUGGCAUUUGGAUUAGAGCAGUUUUGCUGCAGCGGAGCUCAUGGCAAUCCAUCAACUUGUCAACCAUCAUACUAUUCUAAAAUCUUCAAGAGAGCUUGUCCCACUGCAUACAGUUAUGCAUAUGAUGAUGCAACCAGCACCUUUACCUGCAAGUCUGAAGCAUAUCACAUCGUCUUUUGUCCCAACACAGGCAACAAUGCUGCUGGACCUCCACUUCCACCACCGCCGCUUCUGCCUCUGCCUCCCCUUAACGGUGGUGGAGUUGUAAUGCCACCUCCACCUAACGGCGGUGGAGUUGUAAUGCCGCCUCCACUUAAUGGCGGUGGAGUUGUAAUGCCCCCUCCGGUGCCACAUACGCCGCCACCUCCUCCAGCUUUUGGCGGUGCAGUUGCCCCACCACCACCGCCACUUUUUGGUGGUGAAGGUGCUCCACCACCUCCACUUUUUGGCCCUGGAGUUGCUAUGCCUCCUCCACCAGCUUCUCCAACUGUUACACCUCCGCCCUAUGAAGAAAGUAAGAGCUACAUAUCUGGAGGGAUGGUUUCAUCUCCAAAAAAGAGUUUGCCCUUUCCAACACUGGUUGCCAUUUUAAUGUUUUCAUUAUUUCUGCGGAUAUAGAGACUUUUCGGACGAAACAGUUUUCAGUUGUGGCAUAUGAAAGCCAUUACUGUACAAAAGUUUAAAUGAAGUAACACUAAAGGGUAAUAUUAUAGUUCAUGAAUUUACAAGGUACUCCAUAUAUUAUUGUUGUUCUUGCUACUGCUCCGA
Messenger RNA from Cuscuta campestris, 2216 nucleotides. The record is from the annotation of a GenBank genome assembly. NCBI's taxonomy places the organism in Eukaryota, Viridiplantae, Streptophyta, Magnoliopsida, Solanales, Convolvulaceae.